UCCAAGAUCUCCUCCCCGAGCAGGCCACUCAUCUUCUCCGGCGAUGUCUGGGCGCGGCAAGGGAGGCAAGGGGCUCGGCAAGGGCGGGGCGAAGCGCCACCGCAAGGUUCUCCGCGACAACAUCCAGGGGAUCACGAAGCCGGCGAUCCGGAGGCUGGCGAGGAGGGGCGGCGUCAAGCGCAUCUCCGGGCUCAUCUACGAGGAGACCCGCGGCGUGCUCAAGAUCUUCCUGGAGAACGUCAUCCGCGACGCCGUCACCUACACGGAGCACGCCCGCCGCAAGACCGUCACCGCCAUGGACGUCGUCUACGCGCUCAAGCGCCAGGGCCGCACCCUCUACGGCUUCGGCGGCUAAGCCUGUGCAGCGCCGCUCGCCGGGAGUCUCCGCCUCGAAAGCUGCACUCUUGCUGCCUUUGUUUAGAUCUUUUUGCUGUAGCUUUGGCUCUGCGAGUGUAGAAACGUCCGGAUAUGCCAUGUGUGUGCUAGUAUUAGGAUUAGCAGUGUCCCAACUCCUGGCUGUGAUUUGUUGAUUCCCAUAGAUGCAAUGACAAGAAGAUUUCAAUCCAA
Molecule: messenger RNA, 567 nt
Organism: Oryza brachyantha (malo sina)
Lineage: Eukaryota; Viridiplantae; Streptophyta; Magnoliopsida; Poales; Poaceae
Product: histone H4
Exons: 1
Coding region: 44-355 (103 amino acids)
Biological process (GO): nucleosome assembly
Cellular component (GO): nucleosome
Molecular function (GO): structural constituent of chromatin; DNA binding; protein heterodimerization activity
Source: RefSeq, a predicted model, not a curated record